UUGGUCUAAACUUACUUCCAGACUGUUUUUUUUCAGUUUUGAAGUCAAAUUUUUGAGUCUUGUUUUAUUAUUCAUCAACACUUUGAAACUGAAGUUUCCGACUUAAAAAUGUCAAGUAAUGAUACUCCAGAUAAAAUUACUAUCAAAGUAAAGGUUGCUGGUGAAGAUUAUCAUGAUCUUUUGUUUGAUUGGUCAGACAGCGAAGAUGUAGGUCGACAAGUAUUUCGCCAACUUGCAUCGAUAAUAGGAAUACCAAUUCAUAAAAUGAACAGGUUUAUGAUCCAAUGCUAUCCUGAUCCUGAUACUGUGGCAUUUUUUUUCAAUAAAAGAAAUACUCCAACUGGAUAUCAUGACUUUGAUCAUCUGAAAAUUUUAAAUAAUGGUGAUUGCUAUGCACUUGAAAUGACUUUCGAGAAUUAUGAGCCUCCAUUCCACGUAAAUUUAUUUUUGUACAAUCGUUCAAGUUUCGAUGACAAUCAAUGUACAGCUCAGUAUUGUCAACAUAUCAAUGGCAGAGAUUUUAUCAAUCGACAAGUAGAAAUCAUUAAAUAUGGUGAACCAAAAUAUGGAGAGUUUUGGGAUGGAGAUGCAAGAAGUACGAUAAGGUCUAUGGGCAUCCAGCCGUACAUGGACCCAAUCUGCUCAUUUCAAGUCUAUGAUAGGCUCCGUCAUCCUUACUAUCCACGAACUCACGGCUAAUUACUUCAUUUACUUUAUCCACACAAUUCUUAAUUGGGUAAAAACUAAGUUUGGUAAUAGUUCUUGGACGAGUUUGGAUUUUGUGGAGUUGCAAGAUGAUCGAUAUCACAAAUAUUAAUAUUUAUAUUUUAUAAAAAUAGAAGAGAAUCGGAUUAAAAUUUACAAAUAUGCAUUAUAAAUGAUUAAAAAUUUUACCGAAA
Tetranychus urticae (two-spotted spider mite) is the source of this 899-nucleotide messenger RNA. RefSeq lists its product as uncharacterized. The record is from RefSeq and is a predicted model, not a curated record. Lineage: Eukaryota; Metazoa; Arthropoda; Arachnida; Trombidiformes; Tetranychidae.